GUGUAAGAUACCACGAAGGCAGGCUCAAUCAAGUUCUCUAAGUCAGUGUAAGCUAGUUCCUCGCAAUUGUUUUUCAGCUGCUUCCGGGGAAAAUAAGUCAAUGACAAAAUAAAAGAUAGAUUGAACACACGGUGGAUCUGGUGGUGCCAGGAUACUGGGGCCUCAGAUUAGUUACGUACCUCCUCUGAUUGGCUCCAGUUGCUGGGCCGGGGCAUUCCGGAAGCCGAUUUCGCGCCUCGAUUCCAAGGCACACACAGCCUUUCGAAAGGCGAAAGCUUUCUGAGCCGAAACCUCAUCGAAAGAUUUCAUCAAACACCUCAUAUCACUCCCCAUCCUCCACAACUCCGCCAUGGCGUCCCGGAGACUAGCUUUGAACCUCUCGCAGGGGCUGCGAAGCCGGGCUGCUCUUUCCAGAGCGAGCCCAAUUACCCGGGGCUUCGCCACGCCUUCCAACACCCCCUUCGGCAAGACUCAGACGACAACAUUGAAGAAUGGACUGACGGUCGCCACCGACUACUCGCCCUUCGCCCAGACUUCGACCGUCGGCGUGUGGAUUGACGCCGGCUCAAGGGCUGAGACCGACGAGACCAAUGGCACCGCACACUUCCUCGAGCACCUUGCCUUCAAGGGCACCACAAACCGGACGCAGCAGCAGCUCGAGCUCGAGAUCGAGAACAUGGGUGGUCACUUGAACGCCUACACCUCGCGCGAAAACACCGUCUACUUCGCCAAGGCCUUCAACUCCGACGUUCCCCAGACCGUCGACAUUCUUGCCGACAUUCUCCAAAACUCCAAGCUCGAGGAGUCCGCCAUCGAGCGUGAGCGCGAUGUCAUUCUCCGCGAGUCCGAGGAGGUCGAGAAGCAGAUGGAGGAGGUCGUCUUUGACCACCUUCACGCUACCGCCUUCCAGCACCAGCCCCUUGGCCGCACCAUCCUUGGUCCCCGCGAGAACAUCCGUGACAUCACCCGCACCGAGCUCACCAACUACAUCAAGAACAACUACACUGCCGACCGCAUGGUUCUUGUUGGCGCUGGUGGUAUCCCCCACGAGAAGCUCGUUGAGCUCGCCGAGAAGAACUUCAGCGGCCUCCCGACUUCCGGCCCCCAGACCUCGGCCUACCUCCUGUCCAAGCAGAAGGCCGACUUCAUCGGAUCUGAUGUCCGUGUCCGUGACGACAACAUCCCCACCGCCAACAUCGCCAUUGCCGUUGAGGGUGUCAGCUGGAACGACGACGACUACUACACCGCCCUCGUCGCCCAGGCCAUUGUCGGCAACUACGACAAGGCUAUCGGUAACGCCGCUCACCAGGGCAGCAAGCUCAGCGGUUUCGUUCACAAGCACGAUAUUGCCAACAGCUUCAUGAGCUUCUCCACCAGCUACAGCGACACUGGUCUCUGGGGUAUCUACCUCGUCACCGACAAGCACGACCGCAUCGACGAUCUCGUCUACUUCGCCCAGCGCGAGUGGAUGCGCCUUGCCCGCAACGUCAGUGAGGCCGAGACCGAGCGCGCCAAGGCUCAGCUCAAGGCCUCCAUUCUCCUCUCCCUUGACGGCACCACCGCCAUUGCUGAGGACAUUGGUCGCCAGCUCGUCACCACCGGCCGCCGCGCCAGCCCCGCCGAGAUUGAGCGCACCAUCGACGCCAUCACCGAGAAGGACGUUAUGGACUUUGCCAGCAGGAAGCUUUGGGAUCAGGACAUUGCCAUCUCCGCCGUCGGAAGCAUCGAGGGUCUCUUUGACUACUCCAGACUCAGGGCCACGAUGAAGCCCAAGUACUAAAUGUGUGGUUUUUGGCGAUUUCCGGGGAGAUUAGGGUAUAGAGUGUAUGAGAUACCGUUACAGGCAGGCUAGUGUAUCAUAAAGACUUCCCUUGUUCAUAUGUCUGUGACAACCGCAAGCUUAGCACCUUGACGACCUAAUUUUACUAUGUACUUUUGUAAGCAUCUACCAUGUUUGGUUCAAAUCUGGAC
Colletotrichum scovillei is the source of this 1971-nucleotide messenger RNA. Its product is annotated as mitochondrial-processing peptidase subunit beta. The transcript is spliced from 5 exons. The coding region runs from base 350 to 1780 and encodes 476 amino acids. Gene Ontology annotation, molecular function: metalloendopeptidase activity; metal ion binding. The record is from RefSeq and is a predicted model, not a curated record. Lineage: Eukaryota; Fungi; Ascomycota; Sordariomycetes; Glomerellales; Glomerellaceae. Gene Ontology annotation, cellular component: mitochondrion.